Molecule: messenger RNA, 2396 nt
Organism: Fukomys damarensis (Damara mole-rat)
Lineage: Eukaryota; Metazoa; Chordata; Mammalia; Rodentia; Bathyergidae
Gene: D2hgdh
Product: D-2-hydroxyglutarate dehydrogenase
Exons: 10
Coding region: 216-1832 (538 amino acids)
Cellular component (GO): mitochondrion
Molecular function (GO): FAD binding; catalytic activity
Source: RefSeq, a predicted model, not a curated record
GAGCCCAGGGAGGUGAAGUGGCCGCGUUGGGAGACCCUGCGCCUUUCGGGUGUGAUCCUGAGGGUGGCCUGUCCUUGUGUGGAGCUAUAGUUCCCUCCAUCUGCCCUUCACAUGAGACAAGUCUCGCUAGGUCGCUUGCUCCGUUGCGCAGGUUAACCGUGAACGUGUUAUCCUGCCUUGGCCUCCCAGAGUGCUGGGAUUACAGGGCAGCGACAAUGGUGCCCUGCCAGGUGCCCAGGUGGUCCACGUGGAUCUUCCGGGCCUCUCCACAGUGGCAGAGGACAGCCUGUGCUCUUGGGGCCUCCAUGGGACAGCAGAGGUGGCUGAGUUUACCCUGGCGAGUGUCUGGCCCUCUUGCCUUCAGAGGCUGCUCCUCCACAGCCCUUGGUGUCCCCAGGGUGAUGCCCACCUCUGAGCGCUACCCUGUGCAGCGGCUGCCCUUCUCCGUAGUGUCUGAAGAGGACCUUGCCGCCUUUGAACGCAUCAUCCCAGGCAGGGUCAUCACAGACCCGGAGGAGCUGGAGGUCGCCAAUGUGGACUGGCUGAGGACAAUCAGGGGCUGUAGCAAGGUGAUGCUGAGGCCUCGGACCACAGAGGAGGUGUCCCGCAUCCUCAGGCACUGUCACCAGAGGAACCUGGCUGUGAACCCGCAGGGAGGGAACACAGGCAUGGUGGGGGGUAGUGUCCCUGUCUUUGAUGAGAUCAUCCUAUCUACUGCCCUCAUGAACCAGGUCAUCAGCUUCCAUGAUGUGUCCGGAAUACUGGUCUGCCAGGCGGGCUGUGUGCUGGAGGAGCUGAACCGCUAUGUGCAGGAGCGAGGCUUCAUCAUGCCACUGGACUUGGGAGCCAAGGGCAGCUGCCACAUUGGGGGCAAUGUAGCGACCAAUGCGGGCGGUCUGCGGUUCUUGCGCUAUGGCUCACUGCGUGGGACUGUCCUGGGCCUGGAAGUGGUCCUGGCUAAUGGCACUGUACUGGAUUGCCUGACCUCCCUAAGGAAGGACAACACGGGCUAUGACCUGAAGCAGCUGUUCAUUGGUUCUGAGGGCACCCUGGGGGUCAUCACGGCUGUGUCCAUCUUGUGCCCACCUAUGCCCAAAGCUGUGAAUGUAGCCUUCCUCGGCUGCCCGGGUUUUGCUGAAGUUUUGCAAGCCUUCAGCACCUGCAAGGGGAUGCUGGGCGAGAUCCUGUCUGCGUUCGAGUUCAUGGAUGCUGAGUGCAUGCAGUUGGUUGGGCAGCACCUCCACCUGGCCAGGCCUGUGCAAGAGAGUCCUUUCUACAUCCUGGUUGAGACUUCGGGCUCCAGCGCAGAACACGAUUCAGCGAAGCUGGAUGGCUUCCUGGAACAGGCACUGGGAUCCGGCCUCGUGACUGACGGCACUGUGGGCACUGACCACAGCAAAAUUCAGUCGCUGUGGGCCCUGAGGGAGAGGAUCACAGAGGCACUGAGUCAUGAUGGCUAUGUGUUCAAGUACGACAUCUCCCUCCCUGUGGAGCGGUUCUAUGACCUUGUGAUGGACCUGCGCGGCCGCCUCGGCCUGCGUGCCAAGCACGUGGUGGGCUAUGGCCACCUGGGGGAUGGCAACUUGCACCUGAAUGUGACAGCAGAGGCCUUCAGUGCAGCUCUGCUGGAUGCCCUGGAGCCCUAUGUGUACACCUGGACAGCUGCACAGCGAGGCAGCGUGAGUGCUGAGCAUGGACUGGGCUUCAAGAAGAAGGAUGUCCUGGGCUACAGUAAGCCGCCCACUGCCGUGCAACUCAUGUGGCAGCUCAAGGCUCUGCUGGACCCCCAGGGCAUCUUGAACCCCUAUAAGAUGCUGCCUGCCCGUGCCUGACCAGCUUCUGCCAGAUCUGUGGGGCAAGGAGAUAGGUCCUGGCAGGACCUGUGGGUGGUCCUGCUGAUGUGGGCAAGCAGAGCCCCUGCCACAGCUGCCUGUCCUCAGUGCUUCCUGCCGGCUUGUUCUGGGUAGCCGGGUUAGCACCCGCUGCCCACUGUGAUGUGGUGAGUGCCAGAGACUGUGGGCAGAGCUGAGACACCCCAGAGGCCCAGCCUCAAAUUGGUGACAAUGACCUGGAGUAGUGGGGUGCUGCUCCCUGGGCACUAGUGGAACCUGGCUGGCAGGCUGAGGUGAGUGGGUGACCAUGAUUGCAUCUGAGCCCUAGUGAUAGGUGUGUAUGUCUUCCCUCUUCUGGAAACCCUGCCCAGCAGGAUGUUGGUCAGGCUGGUGGCCUGUUGUGAUUGCUGAGUUCUUCAGCAGGGGAUGGACACAACCCCCCUGCAGCCAUGGCCUGAGAGCCUCACUGGUGUACCCAAUUGCCUUGUACCCUGCCAUUGGGCAGGUGGUACAUGCGUUUAUUAUGAAUUUCUAAUAAAGGUGACUCAGUCAUAGCCCUCUCCA